This is a messenger RNA of Tarenaya hassleriana, 1534 nucleotides long. Its product is annotated as probable WRKY transcription factor 36. The transcript is spliced from 5 exons. Gene Ontology annotation, biological process: regulation of DNA-templated transcription. Lineage: Eukaryota; Viridiplantae; Streptophyta; Magnoliopsida; Brassicales; Cleomaceae. The record is from RefSeq and is a predicted model, not a curated record. Bases 114 to 1394 code for a protein of 426 amino acids. Gene Ontology annotation, molecular function: sequence-specific DNA binding; DNA-binding transcription factor activity.
UUUGUCAAAAAAAAAAAAAAGCAGAGAAGUCAUCUCUUUCUAUCGAGAUAUUUGGCCACAUACAUACAUACAUACAUCAAGGUCGCUGAUUGCAAUUGAUCAUAAUAUAUAAUAUGAUCAAAGACGAAAACAAUUCAUGUAUCCGUCUUGGUGGAUCCGAAAAGGAAGAGGAGCUUGAAUCAGCCAGAGCAAAGGUAGGGGAAGUUCGAGAAGAAAACAAGAGGCUGAAACUAUUACUCUCCAAGAUACUCAGUGACUACAAUUCUCUCCAAACCCAUGUCAUCGGCCUUCUCGGACAAGAACGAGAAGAAGCUUCGGGGAAACAACUGCAAGAACUCGAAGCUAAAUACGACCAUAAUCACGUCGAUAUCUCUCUUUGCCUCGGUUCAGAUUCAGACAAAAGCAAAGACAGAGAAUGCCGGAACAAGAACAUGGUGCAAGCGAAAGAGAGAUCAGAGGAGAAACUUGAGUUGGGUUUAGGGUUUGGGGCCAAUGAUCGUCAUGUGAUCCGAAAACGUGAUGAAUCGGCGCUGAAUGAUCCGGACGACGAAAAGGGAGAGAAUCUAUCGCCGUCAAGGAAAGUUUUGAAAACCAUGACAAGUGAAGAUCAUCAUCAAGAUAGAGAAAAGGUUUUUGAACAGCAUCAAGAACAAGAACUCGGUUUAAAGAGAACUAGGGUUUGUGUGAGAGCUAGAUGCGAAGGCCCAUCGGUGAAUGACGGAUGCCAAUGGAGAAAAUACGGGCAGAAGACUGCGAAAGGUAAUCCACGCCCGAGAGCCUACUACCGUUGUACCAUGUCCCCAAGUUGUCCCGUCAGAAAACAGGUGCAAAGAUCUGCAGAGGAUGCGUCAAUAUCGAUAAUGACAUACGAGGGAAACCACGACCAUCCUCUUCCGAUGGCGGCAACGGCUAUGGCCUCUGCCACGUCAGCAGCCGCCUCCUUUCUCCAGUCUCAUUCCUCCUCGACGAGCCUCAACUCCGGCCAUAGCUACUUCUUCCCUUCUCAAAACUUAUCCAUCUCAACCUCUAACUCUCACCCGACCGUAACCCUAGACCUCACUCGGCCAAACCCCAACAAGAAAUUACCAAACUACCCAUUACCUUCUUAUCCUUCUUCUCCUGCCUCUCUUAACUUCUCGUCAUUCGAUCCCAUGGAUCGUCGCACAUACAUCGACACCUCGAGCUUUAACGGAUUCCCGUUGAACAGAUCACAAGCUUCAUCCAGCAGUACAGAGGCAAUAACACGUCUGAUAACGUCGAACCCUAAUAUUCGGACAGCCUUGGCCGAGGCAUUCGUCAGCUCUCGUUUUGGUCGGAACACGUCUCCUGUCGCUUCUUUGCCAUUCUCGUCAGUGUCUUCGUCCUCUGUUUUUGAGACAGAUCAUAAUAAGUGAAAGGUAGUUCCGGACACGGAUUUCUUUCCCACAUUCUGUCUGUGUACAGUUUUGGCGUGUAUUUAUGUACAAUGUCCAUCAUCUUUUGUAUUCUUUACUUUACAUUUAUUUAUAAAAAAAAAACUUUACAUUUAAACAAA